AAAGCAUGGAGCCGCCCGCGCAGUGACCACUUCAAGUCUUGGCGUUUGGAUAAAGGCGAUGCCGGAGUUCACCAGAUGAAGUCGACAGUUGUGCCAAUGAGACACAUAUGUCGCGAUGAAAUUGACUGUCGAUAUCACUCUCAUCUCGAUAUGCUGCGGAGUGGUCUACGAGAACGUGCUUCGUCCACCGCCAGCCUGACAGUCCUCAGAUGCAGGCAAUGCGAGGCGAUGGGGCAGAGAUAGAUGACUGGGUACCUCGACCGCCUCCGUCUGUCCUAGCUCGAGCUCCGCCUCACAUCAGGAGAUCUCACCUGAUCUUCUACUUUCUCUCAUUGCCUAUAUCUCCUUCUGUUCACUUUCUCUCACCCAUCCCAUCCAUCACUCCUCAACACCAACAUGUCCGUCCAUUCCUCCAAACACGGCAAAAGCAAGGUGCCCGAGGAGCAUUACGAGCUCCCCUCGGCGCAAACGCUGCAAGAAGCCGGCGAACUCGAAGUCGCCGACGAGUAUGGGCGCAAGGUGCAGUUCAAGAAGCUGUACGACAGCAAAGGCGGCCAGCAGCUCAUCGUCUUCAUCCGCCACUUCUUCUGCGGCAACUGCGAGGACUACAUCCGCACGCUGUCCAAGGAACUGCCGCCCUCCGUUCUGCACACUUCGUCUCCCCCAACCCAUUUGACCAUCAUCGGCUGCGGUGAGAUCUCGCCCAUUCCCAACUACCGCACGCGUACCAUGAGCGACAUCCUGGGCACAGACACCCACUUUACCAUCUACUGCGACCCCUCCCGCAAGCUCUACGCCAAGCUGGGCAUGCUGAGUAACAUGUCGACGGCGCCAGACGGCAAGAAACCAGGCUACCUGACGAAAAGCAAGCUGGAAAACGUCACCUCGAGCCUGAAGAAUGCCGUGAUGAGUGGCGCGGAUGCCAUCAAGGGUGGCCAUCCCGCGCAGAACGGAGGCGAGAUGCUGUUUGCCAAUGGCGAGCUGGUCUGGUUCAAGCGCAUGCGUCACACCGAGGAUCAUGCGGAGGUAGAGGAAUUGAAGCAAGUCCUGGGGCUGGUGUGAGUGUGACUGUGUAUGGGCCCCUCGCAAUGCUAUCGUAGCCGCUCAAGAUUACAUGAAUGUAUCCGAGGUUGGGCUCUCCACCGCUCAAACGAAUAAUGACAAU
Neohortaea acidophila is the source of this 1165-nucleotide messenger RNA. RefSeq lists its product as uncharacterized. NCBI's taxonomy places the organism in Eukaryota, Fungi, Ascomycota, Dothideomycetes, Mycosphaerellales, Teratosphaeriaceae. The record is from RefSeq and is a predicted model, not a curated record. The transcript has a single exon. Bases 397 to 1062 code for a protein of 221 amino acids.